Molecule: messenger RNA, 2184 nt
Organism: Arabidopsis lyrata subsp. lyrata
Lineage: Eukaryota; Viridiplantae; Streptophyta; Magnoliopsida; Brassicales; Brassicaceae
Product: putative glycerol-3-phosphate transporter 3
Exons: 2
Coding region: 480-2009 (509 amino acids)
Biological process (GO): transmembrane transport; phosphate ion homeostasis
Cellular component (GO): membrane
Molecular function (GO): glucose 6-phosphate:phosphate antiporter activity
Source: RefSeq, a predicted model, not a curated record
UGAAGAUGAUUUUGUGUGUCUUUGAAUUCAUGAUAGUGUUUUUGAUGAAUUUAAAUUGUGUUACCUGAAAAAAAAAAAAAAAAAAAAGUUUUUCUGGUUUCUUGUGAGGUGUGUUAGUCUAAUGAUAUAAUAUAUACGGUUGCUUGCAUAAUCUUUGGUAUGGUCAACAUAGCAAUCCCGUAACAGCAAAAGGCAGCUCACGUGACGUGAUUAGAUAGAUACACAGCAUGAGAUAUAUGCUAAUAUCAGAAAAGUCAAAUACAUUAAUAUUUCCAUGUUUGAAUCAUUAUAAAGACUGAGUUUGGUAAUCUUUACUCACAAGAAAACUAAAUUAUAAGAUAAAAAAAGUUGCAGGAUAGAUUCAAAGAUUAUAUAAUUAAGAGCAUCUCUUCUAUAUAUCUGUGGUUCAUUUGCCUCCUUUAUUCGAGUAAACAUAUAAGCUUUUAGGUAUUUUGGUCACGUGAGAAGAAGCUAAAGACAUGGCGUCGUGGACUUCAUCUGAAUUCCUCUAUGAAGAAGUAAAACCACCAGGUAUUCAUUUCCUAGAACGUUUCAAGCGUUCAGGCAAACUCUCUUUCAAGCAAUAUCAAGCAAUGGUCUUUGUCUUGACCUUCAUCGCUUAUAUUGCCUUCCACGCAACCCGAAAGCCGAACAGUAUUGUCAAAGGAACGCUCUCUGAACAACCAACCGGACAUUUCAAGGGGGCAGGUAAAGGUGGAUGGGCUCCUUUCGAUGGUCCUGAUGGAACAGCUUUGCUUGGACAAAUCGAUUUGGCUUUCCUCUCUGUUUAUGCGGUUGGAAUGUUUGUGGCUGGUCAUUUGGGUGAUCGUCUGGACCUCAGGACGUUUCUAACUAUAGGUAUGAUCGGGACAGGAGUGUGUACCGCUCUAUUUGGAGUCGCUUUCUGGGCAAAUAUCCAUGCUUUCUACUAUUUCCUUGCGAUUCAGACAUUGGCAGGUUGGUUUCAGUCUAUUGGAUGGCCUUGCGUGGUGGCGGUUUUGGGGAACUGGUUUGAUAAGAAGAGGAGAGGAGUAAUUAUGGGUAUUUGGAGUGCUCAUACAUCAAUAGGGAAUAUCAUUGGGACUUUAAUAGCGACCGGCCUUUUAAAAUUCGGUUGGGGAUGGUCUUUUGUUGGUCCCGCUUUGCUCAUUACGUUUCUUGGCAUUGUGAUUUACCUAUUCUUGCCUGUGAAUCCAGUUGCUGUUGAAUCUGAGAGAGAUGGAACUGAAGUUGAUUCCACAAUGAGACUCGGUGACACCAUUACAGAGAGUUUCUUAAGCUCUAGGACGAGUACUGGAUUCGAUAGAAGAGCCGUCGGGUUCUUAGCCGCAUGGAAAAUCCCCGGUGUUGCUCCUUUCGCCUUUUGUCUCUUCUUCACCAAAUUGGUCUCUUACACUUUCCUCUAUUGGCUUCCUUUCUAUGUAAGCCAGACUGAGAUAGGAGGAGAGCAUUUGUCACAAGAGACAUCGGGAAACUUAUCGACACUCUUCGAUGUUGGAGGCGUUGUUGGAGGAAUCUUAGCCGGAUAUUUCUCUGAUCAGCUCGACGGGAGAGCAAUUACAGCCGGAGGAUUCAUCUACUUAACAAUCCCAGCUCUGUUCCUCUACAGAAUCUACGGUCAUGUCUCAAUGACAAUCAAUAUCAUCCUCAUGUUCAUAGCUGGAUUGUUUGUUAAUGGACCUUACGCUCUCAUCACAACUGCGGUUGCAGCUGAUCUCGGUACUCACAAGUCGCUUAAAGGCAAUGCAAGGGCUUUGGCUACAGUGACUGCUAUUAUAGAUGGAACAGGAUCAGUUGGUGCAGCUAUUGGACCUGUUCUUACAGGUUAUAUCGCUGCGAUUAGCUGGGAUGCUGUGUUUUACAUGUUGAUGACUGCGGCUUUGAUCUCUGGAUUGUUGCUCACUACGCUUAUUAUAGAAGAAGUGAAAACUUUGUUGUAUGGAUCAUCUGAAGAAGAUGAAGUCGCUGCUGCUUCUACAUCAAGACCUCCCAUUGAUGUCCUCAUAUGAUGAUAUAUCAUGACUUUGAUAUAUAUAUUUUUUUGUUUCUUUUGUUUGUCAAUCUGACUUGUAUUCUCUUACAUGACUUUGUUCCUUUGUCAUUGUAUUAUCUUUUGUAAGGUUUGAAUUAAAACAACAUCCCUCUUGGUUUAAAUGUGUCCUGAAUUUCGUAUGGAUUGAUCUU